UGAGGGACCAGACUAGUGUAGGGUCCCAGCUUAGUAAUUCCCUUCAACAUAUAAAUAGAAACCAGAUGGAGCAAAAACGGAAGCUUACAGGUUUACAGCUCUUGCUCACUCAGGUACUGAGCAAAGUGAUCGAUAGCCGUGGAUCACCCAAUUUUGUUGAAAGUAGGCGAGGAUCUGGGACAGAAGUGGAAUUGAUUUCACGCCUUCAGCAUCGGCUGAAUAAGCUGGAGAUCAAGGAACGUAACAGCCACGAAUUAUAUACUAAAAUAGUAAAGAUAGAACAACUGUUCAGAGCUUUACCGAUGAGCCAGCAGUCCAAAGAUUUGCAGAAUAUGCUACGCAACCAGGACAGCCUGAUGGCACAGAUGCAUGCGCUUCUUAAGCAAGCAACAGAGGGGAGAACAAUUUUUCAUAAGAUUUCUGUGUGUUAUCAAUCGUUAUCCAACGAACUGAGCACAUUUACAAAGAGCUCCAGCAUGCUUUUCAAACACGAUGGACCGCCAAUCAAUAUUAGUCUAAAUACUAAUAAGCCAGAGAAUGUGAACGACACUUGUGUACUGCAUAUUUUAGAGGAAGAAGGUAACAAAUCAUUUUUGGAGAAUGAAGAAGAGAAAGUGGACUACGUUUUACCAGCCAAAGCAGAUUGCUCUGAACUGACGGAGCCACGCAUUGAUGGUAUUUACCAAUUUAUAGUGCCAGAAUUGAAUGAAGUUGAACGUAAUUUUAAUGAGCGCUAUUGUGCUUUUGCCACUCGCGGUCCGGCUUGGACAGUAAUACAAAGACGCGGUCCCUACGAGCCGCAGGAGAAUUUUAAUCGCAGUUGGGAUGAGUAUCGCGCUGGUUUUGGCGAUUUGUCGAGGGACUUUUGGUUUGGCAACGAGUUCAUACACAAAAUUUCCUAUCGUGAUGACCAUGUGCUGCGCAUCGAGCUCGAAGAUUUCGAUGGUAGACAGGUGUGGGCUGAGUAUGGAUUGUUCCGUUUAGACAGUGAAAGUUACAAUUAUCAAUUAUUGAUUGGUCGCUUUAAUGGUACUAUGCCAGACGCUCUGGAGAAUCAUAAUCAAAUGGAUUUCAGUACCUAUGAUCAGCGGAAUGAUCAUAGUAUUGAUGAGCCCUGCGCCGUGCGAACGGGCAGUGGUUGGUGGUUUGAUAGUUGUAUGGAGGCAAAUCUGAACGGGAUUUAUCGCCACAAGCCACAAGGACACAAUUUUAAUGGAUUUAUCUGGAGCAACGACUACUCCAUGAAAGCUGGCCGUAUGAUGCUGAGACCGCGAAAGCUACAGCUUGCAGCUACCGAAUAUAGUUAUGAUGACUAUGAUACGGAUAGUUUUUGAGCGCACAAGUUCAACAAUAUCACAUACCCUAUAAAGAG
This is a messenger RNA of Scaptodrosophila lebanonensis, 1372 nucleotides long. Its product is annotated as fibrinogen-like protein 1. The transcript has 3 exons. NCBI's taxonomy places the organism in Eukaryota, Metazoa, Arthropoda, Insecta, Diptera, Drosophilidae. The record is from RefSeq and is a predicted model, not a curated record. Bases 66 to 1334 code for a protein of 422 amino acids.